Molecule: messenger RNA, 684 nt
Organism: Aspergillus nidulans FGSC A4
Lineage: Eukaryota; Fungi; Ascomycota; Eurotiomycetes; Eurotiales; Aspergillaceae
Product: PITH domain-containing protein
Exons: 3
Coding region: 1-684 (227 amino acids)
Cellular component (GO): cytoplasm; nucleus
Source: RefSeq, a predicted model, not a curated record
AUGUCCCAUCAUCACCACUCCCACAAUAACGGUCACGGCCACUGCCAUGGAGACGGCGGCGACGGCCACGAUCACUCAAAUGACAUCACACCAGCGCUCCAAUCACUCCUCUACUCUCAAAUUCGAUUCGAUUCAAUCACAACGUUGAACGAAGCUACUCCCCAGUCGGGAGCUGCGAUCGUGAAAAAGACAUGGGCUGAAAGGCAGAAUGACACUCCAGAGCUGGAAAGUGAUGCGGAUGAGCAAUUAUUGAUGUAUAUCCCAUUCACUGGCCAAGUCAACGUUCAUUCUAUCCUUAUAUACACUGCACCCACACCAUCCGCUCCGAGGACCCUGAAACUUUUCAAAAAUCGUGAUGACCUCGACUUCUCAACCGCGUCGGAGCUCAAGCCGACACAAACAAUUGAAGUGCCACAGCCGAUCCCUGGAACUGAUGUUUUCGAGCUGCCUUUGAACCGUGCACACUGGAACGCUACUACUUCAGUCACUUUAUUCUUCGAAGACAACUGGAGCCGUGGCGAGGAAGAAGUGACAAAAGUCGGGUACAUUGGACUCAAGGGCCAAUUCAUGGCCCUAAACAGAGAGCCCGUCAGCUUUCUGUACGAAGCAGCGGCUAAUCCCAAUGAUCACGUCGCGAUUCCCGGUGUGAACGGUGUCGGUGGACGAAUCAUGCCUGGACAGUGA